AGCUACAACCAGUCAGAUUAGAUAACACAGUGUUCGAUGGUCCCAUAGUGUGACCCCUCCUUCUACCCUCCCUAUAGAUUGGGUCAUCAGGGUAAUUCCUCUGUGCAUUGCAAGUGCUGGUCAUCAAGGAGAGCCAAAGGCCCAUCUAGUGGCCAAUCACAUGCUUCUGGGAAUCCUACAAUGAAAGCAUGAGGGCAAUAGCCCUUUCCUGUUGCAGUGUUGCAGCAAGGGCUAAAAUCCAGGCUGUGUCCCCAAUGCAAACCUAAUGGUAUUCCUAAACCGGUGACGGACUGGUUAAAAGCAGUCUGUCCGUAAACUGCUGGACAAGCGUCAAGGCGGUUGCUGCUGUAUUGCUACAUUAGCAGCAGGCGGGGAAAUGCAAAGAGCAGAACUUGCCUGAGGUGGCUGGGCAGACCUUUGCCUCCCCAGACGUUCACCAGCAAGCAUGAGGAUGAACAAAGGAUCAGUGUUGGCGUUGACUCUCAUUUGGCUGUUGGCAGCGAGGUCUCAGCCCCUUGAAGCGGGGGCCACCAACGAACAGGCCAGCCCCGAAAAGCAGAAGUGUCCCAGCCUAUGUGGCUGCAGUUACGAUGAACGCAAUGAUGAGCUGAGUGUCUACUGCAGCUUGCGAAACCUCACCAGCCUUCCCGAAGACGUGCCCAGGGCCGUGAGGAUGUUGUGGCUGGAGGGAAACAAUUUCACUUCUUUGCCAGCUCUUGCUUUCAGGAACCUCUCCAGCCUGGAAUUUCUCAACCUUCAGGGCAGCCACCUGUCAAGCAUCGAACAACACGCCUUCCACGGCUUGGAGGAACUCUACUCCUUGCUCCUCCAGCACAACCGGCUGAAGUCGUUGGCGCCCAACAUCUUCCUCCAUCUGCAGAACCUGGUUUCCCUACAUCUCAACAACAACCAGUUUAGCAAGAUUGAGGAAGGUGUGUUUGCUGGGCUCUCCAAUCUCUGGUACUUGAACCUCGGAUGGAACUCCUUGGUGGUCCUGCCGGACAAAGUGUUUCACGAUUUACCCAACCUGCGGGAGCUGAUCCUGGCUGGGAACAAGCUCCACUAUCUCCAGCACCAGCUUUUCUACAGCCUCAGUGAGUUGAAAGAGCUGGACCUGAGUGGGAAUUCCCUGAAGGGCAUCAAGGGCAACAUCUUCAUGAAGCUGCAGAAGCUGCAGAAGCUUUACCUCAGUCAGAACCAAAUCAACGCCAUCGCCCCACGGGCUUUCAUGGGCAUGAAGUCUCUGCGAUGGUUGGACCUGUCCCACAACCGCCUCACCAUGCUUUUUGAAGACACGUUUGCGGGCCUUUCGAGCCUGCAUGUGUUGCGCCUCUCCAACAAUUCCAUUGCCAGUCUGAGGCCAAGGACCUUCAAAGACCUCCAGUACUUGGAGGAGCUGCAGCUGGGGAACAACAAACUCAGAAGCCUGCCGGAAAGGGCCUUCGACAAGCUGAGUCAACUGGAGGUUCUCACGCUCAACAACAACCAUAUCCAAGAAAUCAGGGCUGGGGCUUUCCUUGGUCUUUCCAACAUGGCAGUGAUGAACCUCUCUGGGAACUGCCUUAAGACCCUCCCAGAUUUUACCUUCAGGGGACUCAGCCAGCUGAACAGCCUCCACCUGGAAAACAGUUGCCUCAGCAGGAUAAGGCCACAGAUGUUCUCCGACCUUUCCAGCCUCCGGAGGCUCUUCUUAAGACACAACGCCAUCUCAGAAAUGGAGGACCACAGCCUGAGCGAUUUGCACGAACUCCUUGAUCUGGACCUCAGGCACAACCAGCUGAGCAGCCUCUCCCCAAACCAGUUUGCAGGCCUACGGAACUUAGAAUACCUCCUCCUGUCCUCCAACCAGCUGCUAGACAUCUCUCCUGAAGCCUUCACCCCACUUCUGCGCCUCUCCUGGCUCGACCUCUCCAGCAACUCUUUGGAGGCCUUGGAAGGUGACAUCUUCCGCUCCUUCCCCAGGCUGGGAUAUCUGAAUAUCGGGAACAAUUCACUCAGAACCUUCUCGGUGGAUUGGCUGAGCCCUUCGCUCGUCCAACUGUGGCUGGAAGGAAACAAGUGGCAAUGCAACUGCUCCCUGAAAGGACUUAGAAACUUUGCCAUGCAGCACCCCAGUGUUGUCUUGCGGUACACACAGUCCAUCACAGAAGGAGAUGCUCCUGUAUAUACUUACAACAACAUCACUUGCCUUAGCCCCGGGGAGGUAGCAGGACUUGAUCUCCGGGACAUCCAAGACACCCAUUUUGCUGAUUGCUAAAUACUGGUACUUUUUAUUUGGUUUCCCCUGCUCCCCCCCCAAAAAAACACUUUCUGUAUAGCUGGUGUCAGCAUGCUCUCCUGGACCCCAUGAUUUGACUUAAUGCAUCUCUUGCAGGGGUGGCCCACAGCCUGAUUUUAUAUGGCCCUUGGGCCUUUGCAAGCAAUCAGUUAAGACUCCUGGCAAGAGAGGACCGUCCUUCCACUGGUGGGAAGAGAAGGGAGGGAGGUGACAGAAAGAAAGAAAAGAGGGUGGCCCCAUUUUAACCUUUUCCUUUCUCCACUACCAGCUUUGGUCCCCCUCAUAGCAGCCCCUGACAGAUUGCCCCAAGGGAAGGCGGCCCUCAACAGAAAAAGGUUGCUCAAUGCUCAUCCCUGAUCUAUUGGGAAAGGGGGACGGGACGGUCCCACCUCUGUGCCUUUCAACACCCCCUUUCCCCUUACUUUCUGGACGUGCUAUCCCCUGGAAGGGGCAGCCUGUGUGAUGGGUGGUAAAAUUUUCAUAAGGUUUGCAUUUCAGCAGGCAGUCCCAGGGGUAUGUGUGUUUCCUCCCCCAACACUGUUAGGACAUUUAUCCUCCUCUGGCACCUUCAAGGACUGCACUCCUGACCCCAAGAGCCUGACGCAAUGUACUUGACAUGCUCAAUUCCAAGUCGAGCAACCAAACGGGCUCGGCAGGCGCAGGAAACGCCACGAUGUGGCUUUGUUCCGGAGGUCCGUUCUUAACCCAUAACCGUUCUUAACCUGAGGUGCGCUUUCGCUAAUGGGGCCUCCCGCCGCCGCCGCACAACUUCUGCUCGCAUCCCGGGCAAAGUUCACUACCAGGAGCAUCUACUUCUGGGUUAGCCGAAGCGUUCGUAAGGAGGACGGUACGUAAUCUGAGGUUCCACUGUAUACUCAUCAGGCUUGGCACAGGCAGGUGGCACCCUUGGGCAAUUGCCAGGGCCCUGAGGUCUUGACAGGAUAUUUCCUGCCCUGGGUCCCUAAUAAUGAUAGUAAUCACUGUGGAGUCUCCAGUGUUCAGAUCUUGGAGCCUGCAAUGUAGUACUGCUUUGGGGUAUCCUGUGGAAUUGAAAUGGUGCCUCUCAGACCCGCACAGGGUGCCACCUGGUGCUGAUCCAAGCAUGAUUGCAGCCUGCUGCUGUUUUCGCUGGCAGGUAAGCAUGUCAGAGGGAGGCUCCGAUACAUAUAGAAAUGUAGGAAGCUGCCUUAACCUGAACCCAGACCAUUAGUCCAUCUAGCUCAGUAUUGUCCACACUGACUGGCAACAGCUCUCCAGAGAGUUCUAGGCCAGGGGCCUGGAGAUGCCAGGGGCUGGACCCGAGACCUUCUGCAUGCAUAGCAGAUGCUCUGUGACUGUGCUAGGAUGGAUAUGGUGUCAAAAUCCGCAUGGGAGCUUUUCGGCAGCUUUUCCCAUGGAUGCCAGACACUUAUAAACCGCAACAGGUUAAUAAACUUUCAGAACUAAGACAAAGCCUUUUGGUUUUUCUGAAGAUGUUUCGUCUAAAUAGGAACCAUGAGAUCUGAGCUAUGGCUGUAAUAUAGGUAAGUAGAUAAAACGAGCUGCUUCAAAACUUCUUGUGCUUGAAGAAAAUAAAUCAAUGAGUAACACCAUCAACAUAAAUACUGUAUUGUAAAAAUGCAGAGACCAAUCGCAAUUCAUUUCUCCAUCUCACCCAGGCAGAAUCUCUGGAGAGAAAGCGAAAGGCACAUGAAGGAUUGUCACAUUAUGUUCAGACAUCUCAUUCAAUUGGUGUGAAUUCUGUUUAUGCACACACAAUCUGUGUUAUGCUCCACCUCUGCUCUUGGAGGCAGUAUGACUCUGAAGGCCAGUUCUUGGGAAUUGCAAGUGGGAAGAGUGCACUCAGGUCCUGCUUACAGAAUUGUAGAGUUGGAAGGGACCCUGGGGGUCAUCUAGUCCACCCCUCGCAAUCUUUUGCCCAACAUGGUGCUCAAACCCACAACCCUGAGUGCUUGUGGGCUUCCCAGUGGGGGAGCUGGUUGGCCCCUGUAAGAACAGGAUGUUGGACUAGAUGGGCCUUUGGCCUGAUCCAGCAGAGCUCUUAUGUUCUUAAUGGAGCUUGCAGAUAACUUCCUUCUGGAUUUGCACCCAGAGAGGCAUAGAUUCCCCUCCCUUAGAUCAGCCACGUUUUUGCAACAGCCUUUAAACAAGAAAAUUGUGACCUCAAGCAGAUGCUGACCAUGGGACCCUCCUCUCCAGGCAGACAUGCUAUCACCUAAAUUGCACUGGCCAGAUGCAAUAAAACGUUUAGUGCUUGGGAACCAGUCACAGCCAAUCAAAAUUCAGAAGAUUUUUUUUUAUCUCAUUGACCUACAGUUCUAAUCUGUUAGAUUAUGCCAUUCUAGAUAGUCUAAGAAGUGCUGGUUGUGGAAUUCUCCUUUGGGGAAUUGUGGUUAUCAAAAUUGUGCAAUUAUAUUUUAUUUUUUCUGGUUGAGACUGCUGAUUGAUCUUAUUGAUUCAGAGACUGGAAAUAUCUCACGCCUAAUAGUGAACUUGGAUGAUGAAUGUUGACAGAAAUAAAGCUAAAACAGGCCUCACUGAUCCAUGAGUAUCUGCCUACUUGUAGGAGCCCCAAGAUUUGCAAAAGUACAGGGGGGAAAUGCUUAAAAUAUAUACAACCCCAACAAAAAAGAAGAAGAAGCUCAAUCACCAUGGAAUAUUGAAUAUCAGUUGUAAAAUAAAGCCAGGAGAGGAAAAUAACAAUAUCUCAUUGACCUGCAGUUCUAAUCUGUUAUCGAUUAUGUCAUUCGAAAUAGUCCAAGAAGUGCUGGUUGUGGAAUUCUGCCCUGGGGAAUUGUAGUUAUCAAAACUGUGCAAUUAGAUUUUAUUUUUUCUGGUUGAGACUGCUGAUUGAUCUAAAAUAAAGUCAGGAGAGGAAAAUAACAAUAAAGUGGGGAGAGGAAGACUGGACUGCCCUAGCAGGUGGUUGGAAUUUGGAAGCCGGAUGUACUAAAGGGAACAAGUGUAGAGAUCCCCAAAGUCGGACCUAUACAGAUGCAACAUGUGGGAGGUGAGAAUGGCGCAGAGCAGGUGGAGGGCCCUUGGAGCUUCUUCAUUAGUCCAGCAACCUCAUCUGCUCACCCAUCUACUAAAGCUUGGGUAUAAAAAUCCCUCCUAUUGGAGCAUGGCAUGUGUGCAAGUACACAUGUGGCAUAAAGGAUUGUGCGGUGGCCACCCCCUCGCUACCAGCUCUGGCCAAGCUCACUUGAGCCACACUCCCUGCUGGUGAUCGGUCCCUGGCUGUUUAGCAAC
This is a messenger RNA of Zootoca vivipara (common lizard), 5530 nucleotides long. It is a transcript of the gene IGFALS, whose product is annotated as insulin like growth factor binding protein acid labile subunit. The record is from RefSeq and is a predicted model, not a curated record. Gene Ontology annotation, molecular function: protein binding. NCBI's taxonomy places the organism in Eukaryota, Metazoa, Chordata, Lepidosauria, Squamata, Lacertidae.